CCCCACCCCCAUCCACAUGUACACACCUGUCGGUGUCUUCUCUACCUGACCUUACUUGGGUUGUUGCUAAGCCCGCUGGCAGAUAAUCCUUGUAAAAACAUUUGUGUUGUAGCCAACACAGUAACCAUAAUCUCGUCUCUUCCAGGCGAGGGAUCAGCGGGGAUCAUCAGUCGCCCUAUCGACAAACAGAGAAGUAAGCCAUCCAUCAAAAUCCGGGCAGUUGUUAUCUUGCCAGUGGUGGCCAUUGUCUCUCGGACACAGUCAAGUGUAAAAGAAACAAGUCAGCAGUACAGAACCAUAUUCGGUGUCGAGAGAUGGCGAAUCUACAAACUCGCUGCGAGGUACCGAAAGGUAACUUCAUCGCCAGGGGUCUGAGGCUCAUGAACGAUAACAGCAAAGAGCUGUUUCCUGCGACACCAGCAAGUAGCAAGGACAAAAAGUACAUGAGUAUGUAUACACAAGAUUAUCACAGUCUUCCAGUCAAUGUCAUCUUAGAAGACCUGAGGCGAAAGGGUCGGCAACUCAAGCGCGAGACGAUUCGAGAUGUUUUGUUUGGGCAGAGUCCUACAGCGAUGUAUGCCAGAUGGAACAUUCCCAAGCACAUCAUGCAGAAUCCAGGAGGCGAGAAGAGUGCACAUUUAAGCGACAGGACUCUAGACGUGAAGGAGACCAAGCAGGACACCUCUCAUCUUGCUCGACAGUCUACCUGCAUACCAGUUGUCAACACAAAACCUGAAGUAUGGUUAAACGACUUCCCACACGUGAUCCGUGGUUGCCCCAGUGGAUCGCAAGGCCGGACGUGUAGUAUCCAAAGCGCUGUAUCUCUGCCUCAUUCGUCACUUCCGGAUUUACAAAGCCUUCAACAAAAGCUGAAGCCGGAAGUGCUCAGUGGAGCCGAGGAAUGGUGGAAGCUCGCUCCUGAGGUGGACUUACGCCUCCUACAGAAUGUACUGCGGUUACAGGAACGACAGCCAGUCCAGAACUACCGCCUGAUGAGCACCUUCGUGCCCAACGCUCGACAAAUUGUGGAGCAAUGGCUGGAAGGCGCAACGAAUCAGGAAUGUCAAGCGGCCCUUCGAUUUUUUACUUCCCUUGCCGGAAGUGGCCUGAUUGAGGUCUCGAACGGAGGAGAACAAACUGCGCGCCUUAAACAAGUCAUCACCGCCCUUGAUAGCUCUUCUGCUGCACGUCGGGCGAAAGCUACUUCAUCAUCGAAGUAUGACAAUGAUGAGGAUGGACGUAGGCAGACUUCAAAGCGUCUCUCGUUCCUACACUUACUGGAUGAAAACACCCGACGUCAGCGCUGGAUGUACACCACGUGGCACCAUUUGCCCAACUAUGGCAUCAGCCAUCUUGCUUCUAACCCUGCUUCUGUCUAUGUCUCGCCCCGCAUCCUGCAGCACCGUCACUACGCCAUCCACCCCGAUUGGUGCUAACUCCACUAUUUUGUGCCGACUGCUGCUUGUCUCAUUUCCGUGAAUUUUUAGUGGUGUGUUUGAACACAGUUUGGGGAAAUUCAAGUCAUGCUAUCCCUCAUACUCACUAUUCAUUGACAUCAAGAGAUCUUUAGGAUAUUGCAUGUCGUGCACACAAAAAAUGUCAUUGGCAUUGCACUAUGUUGUGGACACAUGCUGUGCAUUCACCACUUUUUUUAACUAUUAGACGUACAAAUAUUACCUAUGUUAACAUAAGAGGCUGAGGUAUAGGGAUUGAGGCGUAAUUAAAUGUUAUUGAAAGUGUUCAUUUAUUGGCAUUAAAGAGUUUUCUAAGUGUCGGUUCUCGCACACCUAAUGAUAUGAUAUAUGUAGAAUAGAGAGCUUCCCUGUUAGAUGUUUAUACAGUGUAUUCGCUGCUGGAUCCAGGUCAUUAGAAUGCCAACCGACUAAAUUCCAUACCAUUUGUUGUUGAGUAUACAUCUUCAAAACAAAAGAACGUGGGUGUAGGAUAUCUUUUUGUAUUGCAAAUCAGGGAGUGGAAGAUGUGAAACUCUUCUCGAGAGAGUUUAAACGAAGGCUUAUUAAUAAUUGAAAUCAAGACUGUCAUGUAAUUAUUACGAAAGCUUGAGUGUAGAUCGUUUUAUCGAACAUUUAAAUCGGCUUUUUCUUUAUGCACAUAUCUGAACCAUGUCCAACACAUAGGAAUCCGUAAUGAUUUUAUACGUUUUCGACUCUGGGUUUCAUGACUCAAGCCACAUCGUUUGCGUUUUGCGAUCAAUCCAAGUGACAAUGUUAAUACCCUGUCAUGCCUUUUUGUCCAGGUAUUGUAGAGUCCAAAUUGCAUAUCAUGUUCUUAUGUCCAAGAUACAGUGUAUUGAGAAAGAAAUAUAUACCUAAAAAGUAUUGCCACAAUCCAUCUGCUUUCCGUUUAUCCGUGCUACUAGCAAACAAUAGCAAGUGUCUAGUUAAUCAUAUAGCAAAUUACAUCUACGAGCCAUUCUCAGUGCUAAAUUUAACUAAUAGUUGACUUUUUAAUUCAUCAUACUGCUUGUAUAGAUUACAAUGUGUGUUCUAUUGCAUUGUUAUAUUGUACUGUGUACUGUUUGGAUUCCCCUUGAAAUGAGCCGAAGGUCUCUUCAAUCAAUCAAUUCAUUGACACCAGCAAUUUUACCCAUGAAAAAGAAAUUAAGUUAAUCCAACAGGUUAAGGGUUAAGUUAAUCCAACAGGAAAAUUACCUAGCGAUUUAUGAGCUACUAAGUUUAUGUCGUAUGGUAAUGUGUGGGUGGGCUGGCCUGCUUUGUGUCCGGCAUAGCAAGAAUACCAGAACAAGAGUGUGCGGUCUAGUAGAGACUGCAAUGAGCUAUAGAAGUUUUUUCCCUCUUCAUCUGCUUCAUUUGUGGGUACAUAGCAUUGGAUGAUGGUGACCUUUCUUCCUUUGGCGUUGAAUCUUGCUGACAUGAGCCGUGGUGAGACUG
This is a messenger RNA of Pomacea canaliculata, 2912 nucleotides long. RefSeq lists its product as uncharacterized. Lineage: Eukaryota; Metazoa; Mollusca; Gastropoda; Architaenioglossa; Ampullariidae. The record is from RefSeq and is a predicted model, not a curated record. The transcript is spliced from 8 exons. The coding region runs from base 315 to 1436 and encodes 373 amino acids.